Molecule: messenger RNA, 2030 nt
Organism: Anneissia japonica
Lineage: Eukaryota; Metazoa; Echinodermata; Crinoidea; Comatulida; Comatulidae
Product: roundabout homolog 2-like
Exons: 9
Coding region: 88-1653 (521 amino acids)
Biological process (GO): cell-cell adhesion
Cellular component (GO): cell-cell junction
Molecular function (GO): calcium ion binding; cell adhesion molecule binding
Source: RefSeq, a predicted model, not a curated record
ACUGUACUGUACCACGGAAACGGAAAUUCCAUUAGGGAACUAUAGCGCACUAUGUUUUUAUUUCACAACAGCCAUCUUUGUGUGUGAAUGGUGCUAAGAAUGAUGAUCAAGUUGUCACUUGUAUUCAUUGUUUUCUUUAACCGAGUCUACAGUCAAGUCGAUAUCACAUUUCCAUCAACUGACGCUGUAGCUGGUGAUGAUGCCAGAUUGGAAUGUGCAUUUAAUUUAGAAACUAGGACCUACAGAGCUUCUUUUCUGAUACAAAGUUAUGUAGAUGGACGUCAAGGUGAUACACUUGUGGGUUCAAGCUCAACAUCUGCUCCUGUGAGUAAAUACAGAGUUGAGGAAGACUUGACUAAUAAUCGAGUCUUUUUUGUGAUAACAAAUACAACAAGAAGUGAUGAAGGAUAUUACCUCUGUCUCAUUCAAAAUAGUGGAUUUGAUGUUAUUUCAGGUGAUCCUGCCAAACUAACAGUCCUGUUUAUCGACACUGUUACGAUUGACGUUAUUCCCAAUCCUGUCACUGAAGGUAAUGAUGUAACAUUUAAUUGUUCUGUAAAUGCGAAUCCAAUUCCAACAAUCACUCUCUUGAAAGAUGAUACUGAAGUAAAAAGCGAAACAUCAUCAAAUCUGACUUACAAAUUAUAUAGUGUGGAUAAGAGAAAUGGAGGAAACUACAAAUGUAAAGCAAGUAACAUGGCUGGAACUAGUACAUCACCAAUGAAAGUGUUGGAUGUUCAGUUUACGAUUGACGUUAUUCCCAAUCCUGUCACUGAAGGUAAUAAUGUAACAUUUACUUGUUUUGUAAAUGCGAAUCCAAUUCUAACAAUCACUCUCUUGAAAGAUGAUACUGAAGUAAAAAGCGAAACAUCAUCAAAUCUAACUUACAAAUUAUAUAGUGUGGAUAAGAGAAAUGGAGGAAACUACAAAUGUAAAGCAAGUAACAUCGCUGGAACUAGUACAUCACCAAUUAAAGUGUUGGAUGUUCAGUAUUUACCGGAAAUUACUUUACCUGAUAACAUGACUGUUACUCCUGGUGGGAAUGCUUUUAUUGAACCAAAUAUUUUAGCUAAUCCUGAUGACAUCACCUACCAAUGGAUCACUGAUCCUCCUGGAAUUGAUGAUGUCGAUUCAAACCCAGCAACUUUCACAUUCAAGGUCCCAAACGUUGUCGACACAAACUAUACCAUAACGGUGACUGCUACUAAUAGCAUUGGAUCUACAACAGAGUCAGUAAUAGUCAUUGUUGCAGGUGUUGACUAUUGCAUUUCCAGUCCAUGUGAAAAUGAAGGGAAUUGUAUACCUCCUUAUUCGGAGUUUACAUGUGAAUGUAAACCAGGCUACAGUGGGAGAUAUUGUGAAAAUGUGUAUUCCGGUGCAGCCUGUUCUAGUAGCACAAGUUUGACAAUUGGAAUGUUAUUUGUGGGCAUCAUUGUUGGAGCUUUCGGAGUAAUUGGUGGAUUGAUCGGCUACACUAGGAUUAAACAGAAAGCACAAAUAGACAAGAGAAGUACGGAUAAGAAAAAGCAAGAUACGUAUAUGGACUACAUGACAGAUAGGUCAAUUGCUGGCAAUGAGAACCAGACUUACCAAGAUCUACAACAUAGAGACGAAGAAACAGCUUAUGUUAAUGUGAAGCCGGGAAAGAGAUAAGAAAGUAAAGAGAACAGCUGGUUUGAGUGAAUGCUUGUUGCUUGUACAAGGAUCAUGAUAAUCCCAUCAAAUUUAAUCAAUGAUGAUCGUACAACCACGAACCUCUCCAAGAAUUUUUAGCUCUGUCCUGGUUAUCAAUUAAAAAAAAAAGAAGUAGUAUGUCCAUAUUAUAGUCAUGAUGUGCCUAUAUGGUAAUGAUGUGAUGUCAUCAGACCAUAUUUAGGCAUGUCGCAUAUGUUUUUCAAAAUAGAAUUUGUUAGUCUGGACAGGGCUUAAGUCCACGUAUCACAUCCAAUAUGAUACGUCACUCACUGGAUUCAUAUAUUUAAAAAGUUGGUAAAUGGCACCAUGAGUGUCGAUAGCAUGUUAGUCUGUAG